Molecule: messenger RNA, 4874 nt
Organism: Trifolium pratense (red clover)
Lineage: Eukaryota; Viridiplantae; Streptophyta; Magnoliopsida; Fabales; Fabaceae
Product: MDIS1-interacting receptor like kinase 2-like
Exons: 2
Coding region: 262-3948 (1228 amino acids)
Biological process (GO): protein phosphorylation
Molecular function (GO): protein kinase activity; ATP binding; protein binding
Source: RefSeq, a predicted model, not a curated record
AUGUUAGAAUAUUCAGCUUGCAUUUCUUAGGAAAACAAUCACACCAUGAAUUAUGUGUCCCACACUAUGACUUUGCUUCCCUAGCUUUAACAUUUGUGCCUUUUUAUGAUACAUAAACUUCAUUUUAACUAAUUCCUAGUUGGAUUCUAAGGUCAACAUGUGUUUCACAACUCCUAAACCUUAAAACAUGAAUGAUUUUUUUCAUUAUAUAAGAGAUUAAAACAUUAACAUAAAAGACAUAUACUAAGAGACAUAAGAGACAUGGCAAAUAUUCAAAAGUCUAUUGCUUCUGUCUUUUAUAUACUCCUACUACUUAUAUCUUUGCUUCCAUUGAAAAUCACUUCAUCACUAAAAACAGAAGCAGAAGCUCUUGUCAAAUGGAAAAACAAUCUAUCCCCUCCUCUUCCUUUUCCUUCUCCUCUCAAUUCAUGGUCACUCACCAACCAUAUCAACCUUUGCAAUUGGGAUGCUGUUGUUUGUGACAACACUAAUGCAACUGUCUUAGAGAUAAACUUGUCUAAUGCCAAUCUCAGUGGAACACUCACUGGCUUAGAUUUUGCUUCUCUCCCAAACCUCACUCUCCUCAACCUCAAUAACAACAGGUUUCAUGGAUCAAUAACAUCAACAAUUGGCAACCUCUCGACGCUCACUUUCUUGGACUUGGGAAACAACUUAUUUGAAGGCACACUCCCUUCCGACCUAGCCCAACUUAAGGAACUUCAACAUGUUAGUUUUUACAACAACAAUUUCAAUGGUACGAUUCCUUAUCAGCUCACUAAUCUCCCCAAGGUAAGUUACCUUGAACUUGGAGCAAACUUUUUUGUAUCUUCCCUUGACUGGUCCCAAUAUUCAAACAUGCCUUCCUUAAAUUACCUUGGUUUGGAAGUAAAUAAAUUCACUGGUGACAUUCCGAGUUUCAUAGUUGAGUGCAAGAACUUAACAUACCUUGACCUCUCUCAGAACAACUGGAAUAGUAAAAUACCUGAAUCCAUUUAUGGUAAUUUGAAAAGGCUAGAAUAUCUUAACCUCACCAACUGUGGACUAGAAGGAAAACUAUCUUCCAACUUGUCUAUGCUCUCAAAUCUUAAAGAUCUUCGUCUCGGUAAUAACAUGUUUAAUGGUUCUAUUCCAACAGAGAUAAGAUUGCUAUCUAGGCUUCAAUUCCUUGAACUGAACAACGUUUCAGCCCGUGGGGAAAUUCCUUCUUCCAUAGGUCAACUAAAGGAGCUAGUGCAUCUUGAUCUAAGUGCUAACUUUUUUAACUUUAGUGUCCCUUAUGAGAUUGGCCUAUGCACAAAUCUAACUUUCCUGAGCUUAGCUGGAAAUAAUCUAACAGGUUCUUUGCCUUUGUCAUUAGCUAAUUUGACCAAACUUUCAGAACUAGGAUUAUCAGAAAAUUCAUUCUCUGGUCAAAUUUCAGCUUCAUUGAUCUCUAGUUGGACUGAGUUAACUUCUUUGCAAGUCCAAAACAAUAAAUUAACAGGAACUGUUCCUCCACAGAUUGGCCUGUUGAAAAAAAUGAUACGCCUUUUUCUCUACAAAAAUAUUUUCUCAGGUCCUAUUCCUCGAGAGAUUGGAAACUUAAAGGCAAUGACACAGUUAGACCUUUCAGCAAACCAUUUUUCUGGUCCAAUUCCAACAACCAUUUGGAACCUCACAAACAUAACAGUCAUAAAUCUUUUCUUCAACAACCUCUCUGGAAACAUUCCAGCGGAUAUUGGAAACUUAACCUUAUUGCAAAUCUUUGAUAUCGACAAUAAUAACUUUGAUGGAGAAUUGCCACAUACAAUUUCUCAUCUAACUUCCUUAAUUCAUUUUUCUGUGUUCACCAAUAAUUUUUCGGGUAGCAUUCCUGGAGACUUUGGAAAGAACAGUCCUUCUUUAACUAAUGUCUACCUUUCAAACAAUAGUUUCUCAGGAGAACUUCCUUCUGACAUGUGCAGUGGCCUCAAUCUAGUUGUUUUGGCAGUAAAUAACAAUAGCUUUUCAGGGCCAUUGCCAAACUCCUUGAGAAAUUGUUCAUCCUUAACAAGAGUUAGGCUUGAUGAUAACCAGUUCAGUGGAAACAUGACAGAAGCAUUUGGAGUUCAUCCAAAUCUUAAUUUCAUCUCACUUAGCAAAAAUCGUCUCGAUGGCCAUCUCUCUUCGGAUUGGGGUAAAUGUAUAAACUUAACUGAGAUGGAAAUGAGUGGAAACAAACUUUCAGGGAAAAUUCCAUCAGAGCUGAGUAAGCUGAGCAAAUUAGAAUUUCUUAGCCUGCACUCCAACGAAUUCACCGGAAAUAUCCCACCAGAAAUUGGAAAUCUAAGCCUCCUCUACAAGUUGAACUUGAGCAGGAACCAUUUUUCAGGAGAGAUCCCAAAGAAUAUUGGAAGAUUAUCUAAGCUUAACUUUGUUGAUUUAUCUGAUAACAACUUCAAUGGAAGCAUUCCAAAAGAGAUCGGUAAUUGUGAUCAGUUGGUAAGUCUUAACUUAAGCCAUAACAAUCUAUCUGGCACGGUGCCUUAUGAGCUAGGCAAUCUGUUCUACCUCCAAUCCAUGUUAGAUCUCAGCAGCAACAAUCUUUUGGGAGAAAUUCCUCAAAAUCUUCAAAAGUUAGCAUCAUUGGAGAUCCUCAAUGUCUCACACAACAAUCUAUCUGGAACAAUCCCACAAUCCUUUUCAAGUAUGGGCAGCCUUCAAUCUGUGGAUUUUUCUUACAACCACUUAUCAGGUUUGAUCCCAACAGGCGGUGUUUUUCAAAAAGAAACUGCUGAAGCUUUUGCUGGGAAUUCAGGUUUGUGUGGUGAGGUAAAAGGAUUAACAUGUGCCACAACAUUGUCUAAAGAAAAUUCUGGAGGGACCAACAAAAAGGUACUUAUUGGUGUUACUACAUCAGUUGGUGGAGUACUAUUUAUAGGGAUGAUUGGUUUUGGAAUCCUACUAUUUCAAAGAAAAGCCAAAAAACUUAGUGAAGAGUCCAAAAGCAAUGAAGAUAAUGAUCAAUCUACUAGCAUGGUAUGGGGAAAAGAUGCAAAAUUCACAUUUUCUGAUCUGGUGAAAGCAACCAACGACUUCAAUGAAAAGUACUGUAUUGGAAAAGGAGGAUUUGGAAGUGUUUAUAAGGCAGAACUAGUUACAGGUCAAGUUGUUGCUGUGAAAAGAUUCAAUAUGUCUGACUCUGAUGACAUUCCAAAUGUGAAUCAUAUGAGCUUCAUGAAUGAGAUAAGAGCACUAACAGGAGUAAGACACCGGAAUAUAAUAAAGCUCUUUGGUUUCUGUUCUACGAGGAGACAAAUGUUCCUGGUUUAUGAACAUGUAGAAAGAGGAAGUUUGGGAAAAUUGUUGUAUGGAGGAGAAGGAAAAUUGGAGAUAAAUUGGGGUACAAGGGUAGAAAUUGUGCAAGGAAUAGCACAUGCAAUUUCUCACCUUCAUAGUGAUUGCUCUCCACCAAUUGUGCACAGAGAUAUAACAUUGAAUAAUAUACUACUGGAUUCAAAUUUAGUACCUCAUCUUGCAGAUUUCGGCACAGCAAAGCUUCUAAGCUCAAACAAUUCAACCUGGUCCUCCGUUGCUGGAUCUUACGGCUACAUGGCUCCAGAACUAGCACAAACUAUGAGGGUGACUGAAAAGUGUGAUGUGUAUAGUUUUGGUGUGGUAGUGUUAGAGAUAUUGAUGGGAAAACACCCUGGAGAAUUCUUAGGUACCUUGUAUUCAAACAAGUCUUUGACAUUAAUGGAAGUGCUUGUGAAGGAUGUUGUAGACCAAAGGCUUCCACCUCCAACAGACAAAUUAGGUGAAACAAUAGUGUUCACAAUGAGAGUAGCUUUGGCUUGUACGCGAGCUGCUCCUGAGUCUAGACCCACGAUGCGAUCUGUUGCACAAGAAUUGUCAGCACCUACACAGGAUUGUCUUUCUCUUCCAUUUGGUAUGAUAACUGUAAGCAAGCUUACAGGAUUCAAGAAAUAGAUCCACAAGAACUAUUUGGAGGAUUUUAAUAGAUUAGUCAGUAUAAUUAGUCUAAUUAAAUUUAUAAAUUUUAAGAAUAAUGUAAUUUAUGUAAACUUAUCCUGAUCAAAUUAUAUAAUAAAGAAUGCACAACACAAUAUAUAUUAUAUAUUCAAAGAAAAGAUGUUACUUUGGACUCAAGCAAUAUACCAAUGUGUAACUAUCUAUUAAUCUACUGAGGCAAUAGAACAAACACAUAGAACUCACAAAUAGAACAAAGACUAAGACAGAUGAGAAAUACCAUAAAAUGAAGAUGAAGAUAAAGAGUAUGUAAAGAGAUAAGUCCCACAUCAACCUUGUGUAGAAAAUUGAGAGGCGGAUUCACUAUAAAUAUUGCAUAUUGCAUGUAUGGAUAGUUUUCAUUACCAUUAUUAGACAUGUUACUAUCAUCUUAACUGUCUCCGAAUUUCAGCAAUAUAUGAUAGUAUUAUUUUUUUUUGAUGAAAAAUAUAUGAUAGUAUUUGUGAUUUUAGAUAUAAUUUCAAUUCUUCGAAGAAAGUUUUCAGCUGCUUCUGAAUUUAGUUACGGAUUCAGAAGACUUGAAAAUUUUAUUUAAAGGUUUGAGAUUUUUAAAAAAGUUAAAGUAUAGUUUUUUUUGUUUAAUGGAAAAUGCUAAAUAGUAUUUUCGGGGUAUUGAUUAAUUUUAUUUUUUGGUUCUAUUGUUUGUGCCAAAUGUCUAGCGGUUUUGCUGCAUAAGACAGACAGGUGAAGAAGCAAAACAACUAUGGUACGUUUAGAGGAGAAUCAUAUGUAUGGGAUGAAACAUGACAUUGAGAGUUUCUAUGGUACUUUUAUAGAUUUAAAUUAGAUAUUAUUAUUCCAUGGUUUAUUAUAAAAACAUUAAAAACUCCAAGAAAAUAGUUGUUGUAUAUAGUUAAAAAAAAAAA